AUGCACAUUAAAAAAUCAAGCAAACUACAGGAUGAGCAAUCGAAAGAAGUCAUCUUCAUCGCAGAUGCGAUCCGACAGCAUCACUUCAAUGAAAAUGAGAUCCGACACCAUCACCUCAAAGUACAUGCGAUCCAACACCCUCACUUCGCAGAUAUCCAGAGGGGAACUGGAGCUGGUAAAGGAGAGCAACAAGAUGGGUACCCGAUAGCAUUCGGUUUUAUGUGUGUUGGAUGUUUUGUGUUGUUUCCAGCAGCGAUCUCAAUACAGUCACAAACGUUUAGUGAAUAUUUGAUACGAGGACUCGGCAUUCAAAUCUGUGACCCGACUCAUGCUUAUAUUGCAAAAAAAUUAAUUGCGUUCGCUUUGAUUUGGCUGUUAAUGUUCGUCAACUUCUUCUCACUCAAAACAUUCGUAUCCCGAUUCCAAAUCGCAGCCACUAUCUCCAAGAUAUUGAUCACUAUGGUGGUGAUCAUCGUCGGAUUCUAUUAUCUCUUCUUUAAAGGUCAUAGCAGUAACAAUUUGAUCUUUUCUCAAAAUCGCUCUAACGAUAAGACAUCUUUCCGUGAAACCGACAAUCUGUCACACCCCUUCGAAGGAGCCGCGUCAAAAGUCUCCGUGGUUGUACCAGCAAUAUUUCAAGCAUUCUAUUCUUUUGAUGGAUGGGAUGUGCUCAAUUACGGAGUCGAAGAAAUUGAAAAGCCUAGAAGAACGAUGCCCGUCGCGAUCUUCUUCGGUCUAGUUGGAGCGACAGUCAUAUAUCUCGCAAUGAAUCUGUCGUUUUUCGUCGUUCUCGACAAAUACGAACUCAUUUCGUCCGUUACAGUCGCUACGACGUUUGGCCAGCAAACACUCGGUCGUUUCCAGUACGCGAUCCCCUUCUUGAUCUGUAUUGUUUUGAUUGGCUCUGUGAACGGUUCUAUCUUCUCUGCUAGUCGGUAUUUGUAUGCUGCUGCCCGUCAAGGGCAUUUACCGAAUUUCAUUCGUUGUACGAAUUAUGAAAAUGAUAGUCCACGUGCGGCGUUAAUCGUUUGUAUUCUCUUAUCGAUGGCGAUGUCGUUCGCAGGUGACAUUGAUAUGUUGAUAGAUGUGGCUAGUUUUGCACAAGCGCUACAACGUGUAUGCACUAUGUACGUGCUGUUGUGGAUUCGUGUCAGGCACAUACCUGUUCAUGCGGAAGCCGUUCGAUAUCCAAUCGUCCUACCCAUUCUCUUCGCUAUCCUCUGUUUCGGACUGAUCGUCGUUCAAACCACCAAAAAAUGGUUGGAAUGUUGUAUCGCAUUUGCGGCGUUUUUCGGUGGAGUGAUUAUCUUCUUGAUAUUCAUCUAUCAAAAAUCGCUACCUUCAAUCAAACUUUACCAACGUGUCACCAAAACAACCAAUGACAUAUUGACAAAAUUCGCUCAAAUUAUGCUCAACGUACUACCAGAAACAUGCAAGCAAGAAGAGUGUAUUGUGAAUAAAAGAGCUUCAUGUUCAUAUCCAGCUGAUAGCACUGAUAAGCAGAAGAUUGAUGAUAAGAGUGCAUGCACCGACACUGAAAAGCGAUCGUCGAUUGCCAUCGUUUACGCGCCCCACUUGCAACCCGACGACAAGCAUAAUACUAGUUUAAUUGAACGAUUUAAACACACAAUAAACAGUGCUCCUCAUCAAUCCUCAAAAAUAUCCGAUUCAAAUCCGAAUAAAACCAAAAAUCACUUCAACUGA
Anisakis simplex (herring worm) is the source of this 1704-nucleotide messenger RNA. The record is from the annotation of a GenBank genome assembly. NCBI's taxonomy places the organism in Eukaryota, Metazoa, Nematoda, Chromadorea, Rhabditida, Anisakidae.